Messenger RNA from Telopea speciosissima, 745 nucleotides. RefSeq lists its product as uncharacterized. The transcript has 2 exons. The record is from RefSeq and is a predicted model, not a curated record. NCBI's taxonomy places the organism in Eukaryota, Viridiplantae, Streptophyta, Magnoliopsida, Proteales, Proteaceae. Bases 55 to 513 code for a protein of 152 amino acids.
CACAGCCACAACUCUUCAACUCUCUCUGUUUUUGUGUUUUCAGUUACGUUCGAAAUGAGAUUUUUUAGAAGGAUAGCGGGAAUACUUGGGUUUCUAAAAGACGAUGCUCACGAUGUGAACGAUGAAGACGCAGAUGUAGAUAAGCAUCAUAAUCGUGAAGGUAAGGCAGAAACUCGUCGACCCACCAAAGGUUUUAGUGUUCAGGCUUCAGUUGCCGUCGAUAGAGCUUACUUGGGUCCUGUUCUUACCCCCUGUGAUCUCAGCGAUGGCGGAGUUCAGGGCAUGGGAUGGUUUGCAAAACGGCUGAGGAUAGAUGAAGAUGGGGAUGUUGCUGAUGAGUUCCUUAACGAGGUCUUACCGGAAGUGCCAUCUGGUGAACAUAAGCCAUUACCAUUACCAAAGUUUGAGGUGAAAUACAGCACAAGGCCGGCUAAGGUGAGGAAUCAGGUCAUGGCCAUUGAUGGGAGAAUCAAUCAGAGUGUGGAGUUCCAGGGCAGAUUGCUUUUGGUGUAGAGAUUUUCAGCAAAGCAAUCGGCCUGAAAUAUGGCGCACCAAGGGUACAAUUUCGUUUUCCUUUGCAAUUUCUAAUUUUUUUUAAAGUGUUUAUUUCGAUUAAUUAUGUUUCUUGAGGACUUGUGGUUUGUACUAUAUCAAGUAAUUGAUACAAAGAAUCAAGAAUGGUUUCCAGCUGCACAUCAGCCCUUGAUAGAGUUUCUCAAUGAGAAAUGUAUACACCAAAAAAAUU